Messenger RNA from Mercenaria mercenaria, 3302 nucleotides. RefSeq names its product mucin-21-like. The transcript has 14 exons. The record is from RefSeq and is a predicted model, not a curated record. Gene Ontology annotation, biological process: proteolysis. Bases 890 to 3286 code for a protein of 798 amino acids. Gene Ontology annotation, molecular function: metalloendopeptidase activity. NCBI's taxonomy places the organism in Eukaryota, Metazoa, Mollusca, Bivalvia, Venerida, Veneridae.
CGAAUUUAGAGCUACUGGUGAGAUUCCGGUCAAACUGAGGAAAUUAUGAGGCAGCGGCCAAUUUAGAGCUGAAUCUAAGAAGAGCUGGUUGCUGUUUGCAUUGAAAUGGAAUUCAAUAAACCUAGGUUUGAAUGAAUCUGUUUAUGAGAGGUUGUCAAGAAUGCAGCUCCAUGCGCACUUCUAGCAAACCGGUUAAAGAAGAAGUCUCAUAAAAGACCAUUGAUGAUACCCCGUGAUCAAGUAAAUGUACAGGUCUCCGAUUACGAGCUGAUGGCGUAUUUCAAUCAAGCUCUUGGUGUGGAACGACUAAAUAUCGAAUUUUCGGCCACUGAGUUAAUUUUCUGACAGAAAACUCAUAAUUCGAGAUACCGACAAAGUCACUGUUAUCGGCAGCUACACAAAUAUUUUGAAUUGUAUUUAAACAUUUUAAAUGUCACCAAAACUUUUGUCAACUAAACACCGUCAUUGACUUAUUUGAGGUAGUGUUAAUGUCCUAGAUCGCUAGUACUUACAUAUGUAAGCAAUCAUGAUUAUUACUCCAGGCAUAUCUUGAUAAGCUCAUUGUCAUCAUGAAAACACCAGAAGUUUACGACCUAUUGCGGAUCUUCAUAGAAUGAGGCCAGAAGCAUUCUAUAUCUUCAUCAUCAACCCAUGAUUGACCCGGGCUCUACCGGACACGGUCACGAAUCUUAACAUUUAUUUACGAGUGUUGUUCGACCAAAGUUAAACCUAAGACAUGCGUAGGUGUGGGAGGACAGGUUUAUAUACCAUGGUGCUCCAAGAAAAAAAUCACAAAGCUCUGCGACGGGCCGGAAUUACAGCAACAACAGGACAAAAGUAAAGGAACCUUCUCCCAAUAUCAGCGAAACGGGAUAAUCACACGUUCACGAUGUAUCUUCAAACUGGGAUUCUAUUUUUAUAUUUAGUGUCGGCGCAUGCGCUCCUGAGGUUGAAGCCUCUAAAUGGACAUGUUGAACAUGUACAGCUUGACCAGGUACGGACUGACCACGACAUUGUUGAAAGGUCAGUGGAAGAAGGAUGUCAGUUUCCUUACCUUCUGCGUUUCCGGUUUGAAGUGAAUGGGACCGAAAUUAACUUCUAUUUACAGAAAAAUGACAAGCUUAACACAAAUGUACCACUUUACGUGAUGAAGAAUGGACAACUAGAAAAGAAAGAAACACCCGAGACAAAUAAUUUUGCGCUUUAUCAAGACCCAAACAGAGGCAGUGCGAUGCUAGUGUCGUGUGACGAAGAUGGAAGUUUUGAACUGCAUGGUUCUUUCUAUCACAAUGGUGAUAUGUAUCACAUGAGCCCGUCGAACGUCCCAGAACUCUCUCAAAGUCAUUUUAUACAAAGAAAUGCACCAAGCGAAAAUAGGUAUCUGCAUGAUGCUGUCAUGCCACCUCCAGAUGUAACCAGUGAAAAUAGGAAAUCUGCAGAGCCGACCCGAGGAAAGAGACAGACUUCAACCGGCAACGUGGUGGAGCUCUUGAUUGCAGCGGAUGUGAGCAUUUAUAAUUAUUUUCUGUCAGAUCAAGGCGACGCAGAUGCGGCCGAAGCGGCGGUUCAACAAUAUAUGGCACUACUUGUAAAUGAGAUGGAAUUGCAUUACAUGAGUGUGGCUAUGGCGGAUUCUUCACUUGACAUCAGAUUGUACCUGUCUGGAGUAAUAAUUGCAGAGACGGCUGGAGACGCUUCAUGGUCCACGUCAAGUCAAAGAGUUACCACAGGAAUCAUUAACGGAGAGGCUGUAACCAAGGCUUACAUAGAUGUUUCUGUCAUUCUAAACAACAUCAGAGCUUGGAGAAGAACACAAAGCAAUUUUCCUCAACAUGACCACAUGAUGGCAAUGUCGAUGGUUGACGUGGCUAACUUUAGCUCAUUUCCGGUUUCUACUGGGGUUGAAGGCGUAGCAUACGUGGGAACAGUUUGUAAUUCAAACUAUCAGGUAUCAUUUACGGAAGUAGAUGGAUCCCGUGUCUCCGGCGUUGCAGCUCAUGAGCUUGGACAUGCGUUGGGAUCUGAGCAUGAUGGCCAGAGCGGUACCACGUCAUCGUCGUGCUCGCCUUCUGCGAAAAAUAUCAUGACUUCAGUUAGUUCGGCUACAACGACGUUAUCUUACGCUGAGGCACAGUGGACAUUCUCGCAGUGUAGUGUAGCGGCGUUCAAGUCUUUUAUUAACGGACUUUCAAGCAACUGUAUGCAGGAACACGCAUUCUCAAACGGGGACUUCGCGCUUGCGCAACAACAGCAACUACAACAACUUCCGGGUAUAGUCUAUUCCUUAGACCAGCAAUGUCAGAUGUACUCUUCUACGUCAUCCUGUCAGUCAUCGAUAAGUGACAGUGAUUGUUACGGUGGUUACCAUUGUGCCACGGACACUGGAUGUAGCGGGACAUAUUACCCGCUUUAUCCUCUGGCUGGUACCCCUUGCGGUUCUUCUUCAGAGAAUAAGUGGUGUUACCGCGGACUUUGUGUUGCUCGGACUGUUAUAGCAACCACAACAACAACCACAGAUUCCACCACAAGUUCGACAACCUCAACUAUUUCAUCAACUACUUCAUCCACUUCAACAUCAUCAACCACUUCCACCACCCCGUCAACUACUUCAUCCACCUCAACAACAACAUCAACCACUUCCUCUACUCCCUCAACGACAACAUCUUCUACACCAUCUACUACGUCUACGACUUCCACUUCAUCGUCUACAUCAACAACGACCACAUCAACAACCAGUUCUACUUCCUCAACCCCAACCACAACUACGACAGCGUGUACAUCUGAUGAAAAAUGCUGUAAAACGUUUUGGAUUGGUUGGCGAUGGAAGAGAUACUGCUGUAGGGGUGAAAAUUGUUGUCAAAACAGCUGGGCUCGAGAUACCACGUGCUUCAACAAUUGUUGUUCUAAUACCACACCAGUAUCAACUGUGUCACCAUACUGCACACGUAAGUGUUGUUUGAUAAUCGGAUGGGGAAGAAAUCGUAGACGAGUUUGUUGCACCGGAAAUGAUUGUUGCCAGGAGCAUUGGGGAGCAGUUUCUAGCUGUUGCCGCUACUGUCGAGACAACAACGGAAAUGAAAACAACACAACGACCACUCCUGCGACAACGACAACAACAACUGCAGCAUGCUAUAGGGGAAAAUGCUACGGAACAAUACGUAGAGGGCGUAAAAUUAAACUAGUUUCCUGUAAAGGAAAUAAAUGUUGUAGUUAUUCCUGGGCUAAAAAUUCCAUCUGCUGCAGAACAUGUAAAUCAAAGUCUCGUGAUAGUUCAGAGUCACGUUAGAUGUUUCUGUUGUCAA